AUGUCCUUCUCCACCCUCGUCAACGACCUGACCUACCGCGACCGCCGCCCCGGUCUUCAAACCCACCCCAACGGCAGCUCCACCACCCAGCACCCUCACCCCCUCUCCCGCACUGAAACCGACACCCGAUCGACCUACUCUCGCGCGAAGUCCUACGCCUCCACCGCCGCCACCUCCGUCUCCAUCGCGGGGGACAUCUCCUCCCAGCUACACGGCGGCUACUCCCAUCCUCUCGCGCGCGCAUGGCAAGCGGAACGACAAUUGACGAAGAGUAUGCUCAUAUACCCGUUGUUUAUCACGGAUAAUCCAGAUGAGGAUACGAGUAUUCCCAGUUUGCCGAAUCAGCGGCGGAUGGGGUUGAAUCGGUUGGUUCCGUUCUUGACGCCGCUCGUGGCGAAGGGCCUGAAGAGUGUGAUUCUGUUCGGAGUGCCAUUGGAUCCAUCGAUCAAAGAUACCCUCGGCACAGCAGCCGACGACCCUCAAGGUCCCGUCAUCAGCGCAAUUCGGGUGUUGAGAAAAGCCUUCCCCCAAAUGUUCAUCGUCUGCGACGUCUGUCUCUGCGAAUACACCUCCCACGGCCACUGCGGCAUCCUCCACGAAGACGGAACCCUCAACAACUCCCUCUCCGUCGACCGCGUGUCUGACGUCGCCAUGGCGUACGCCGAAGCUGGCGCCCACUGCGUCGCACCCUCCGACAUGAACGACGGGCGCAUCCGCGCUAUCAAACUCAAACUCAUCGAAGCUGGAAUCGCUCACCGCAUCGUGCUAAUGUCCUACUCCGCCAAAUUCUCUGGGUGCCUCUACGGCCCUUUCCGCGACGCCGCCGGCUCAAUCCCCUCUUUCGGUGACCGGAGAUGCUAUCAACUCCCACCUGGAGGUCGCGGGUUGGCAAGAAGGGCGAUUCAGCGGGACAUUGCGGAGGGAGCGGAUAUCAUCAUGGUCAAGCCGGCGACGCAGUAUCUCGAUAUCAUAUCUGAUGCGAAGGAGAUUGGCAAGGAUUUACCGGUGGCGGCGUAUCAUGUCAGUGGGGAGUAUGCGAUGAUUCACGCGGGAGCGAAGGCGGGGGUGUUCGAUUUGAAGACGAUGGCGUUUGAGGCGACAGAGGGGAUUUUGAGGGCUGGGGCGACGAUUGUGGUUAGUUAUUUUACGCCGGAGUUUUUGGAGUGGUUGGAUACGUGA
This is a messenger RNA of Zymoseptoria tritici IPO323, 1179 nucleotides long. Its product is annotated as porphobilinogen synthase. Bases 1 to 1179 code for a protein of 392 amino acids. The record is from RefSeq and is a predicted model, not a curated record. NCBI's taxonomy places the organism in Eukaryota, Fungi, Ascomycota, Dothideomycetes, Mycosphaerellales, Mycosphaerellaceae. Gene Ontology annotation, cellular component: cytosol. Gene Ontology annotation, molecular function: zinc ion binding; porphobilinogen synthase activity. The transcript has a single exon. Gene Ontology annotation, biological process: heme biosynthetic process.